Molecule: messenger RNA, 930 nt
Organism: Carya illinoinensis
Lineage: Eukaryota; Viridiplantae; Streptophyta; Magnoliopsida; Fagales; Juglandaceae
Product: protein EARLY RESPONSIVE TO DEHYDRATION 15-like
Exons: 3
Coding region: 192-662 (156 amino acids)
Source: RefSeq, a predicted model, not a curated record
GGCUCGGGCCAACCGCCCACAUCCCUAUAUAAUGCCCCGACCCCUCACGCUCAAUCCUCACGCGGCACACGUAUCGUUCACUCAACGGUCCAAACGAAAAUCUUUCAAUUCAACGAAGGUUGUGUGAAGAGAGCUUGGAUUUUCUUCGAUCUUGAGGUUAAAGAUUCAAGGCUCGGAGGUGAUUCAAAAAGAUGGCAAUGGUUUCAGGAGGAAGGUCGACAUUGAACCCCAACGCACCUCUUUUCAUUCCUGCUGCUUUCCGCCAAGUGGAGGAUUUCUCUCCGGAAUGGUGGCAACUGGUCACAACCUCAUCAUGGUACCAUGACUAUUGGCUCAGCCAGCGUCAGGGUGAGGAUGGUUUCUAUGACAAUGCCGAGGAUGACUUUGAUGGCAUCGAUGUAGCUGACUUGCUGCCGGAGACUUUUGAAUUUGAUGAUGGUGGAGAUUUUUCAAAUGUGGAAGCUCAAUUUGAGGAUUAUUUUGUCCAAUCUUCUGAACACAAAGGCUUGGAAAUGAAUGCUGAAACACUGUUGAAGAACCUGAAAACUUUGGAUGAAAGAGGUCCUAAGUCCCCAGUUCAAGCUGCAAGGAAGUAUAAUGAGAAGCCAGCCAAGUAUGUUAACCCGAAAUGCAGCCCCCGACGCAUCCAGCAGCCUCGCUGAAGGGAACAACUUGUAGCUCUGUUUCUAGUGUCAAAUCAAAUCAAUGUCUCGCAUUUCGCAUUCUGCAGCUUUUGUAUAGGGCAAGGUUGCAACUCUUGUAUCCAUCCUUGUUCAUUCUCGUGUCCUUUAUCAGUUUACAGUUAGCUUACCAACUAAUCCUUGGAAUAGAAAAUUAGAAAAAAAAAAAAAAAGUUGUAAAAAUGCCAAGACAAAAAAAGAAGAGGGGGUUCUGUUUAUCUGGAAAUGAAAAAUUUUCCUUUCUCGUCCA